Molecule: messenger RNA, 665 nt
Organism: Fusarium graminearum PH-1
Lineage: Eukaryota; Fungi; Ascomycota; Sordariomycetes; Hypocreales; Nectriaceae
Exons: 3
Coding region: 69-287 (72 amino acids)
Biological process (GO): proton motive force-driven ATP synthesis
Source: RefSeq, a predicted model, not a curated record
GAACAUCUACCCGUUGUCCUCAGUCCAUCACCCAAUUCGUCAACCCAGGUCUCGUCUUAUAAUACACAAUGGCUGGUAUCGCUUACUACACCAUUGCCGGCAAGCAGGUCGCCGGCCACUACCUGGCCAUGGCCUGGUUGGGAACCCUCUUCGCCGGUGUCCAGUACGCCACCUCUGGAAGCUCAGCUAAGCCUACCGCUACCGCUACUCCUCCCAUCAACGCCUCCAGCUCCGACGAGGCCAGCUUCAUCCAGGACUUCCUUAACCAGCAGGACAAGAAGAACUAGACGGUUGCAUCAAUGACAAUGGUCAUGCGGUUAUUUGGAUGCGGUGUACGUUUAUAAGCCAUGGAAGCAUAAGCGGUCCAUCGAGCCGGACAGUCAAAUUCAGAUACCAACAAAAGCCUGUUUCGCCAAUCGUGGCAUGACGAUACUGAAGACCGAUUUCCUCCAUUUGUGAAACACUCGAAUAUGCGACCGACAAGCUAUCGAUGUCAUUAGUCCGGGCCUGAAUUUUGAUGUUGCGAUUUUGCGUGUAACCUUCACGCCAGGCUGAAAUUGUCGAUGUUUUUAUCGAGUUCGAAAUGUGCAAGAGAGAAUCCAUUUUUAUGUCAAUAUCGAGUACUGCCAACACGAUCUCGGCUUGAACUUUCUGUUGGGUCGAUG